CAAUACAAUUAUACAAAGACUAAUAACCACCAACUCGAUCACUCACAAAAAACAAAUAUUUCAAUCACCAACUUGCUUAUAUAAUAUAUAAGCAAGUUGGUCAUUAAUCUCAUACUAAAUCCACUAGAGCCAACACUAUAUAAGAGGGCAAUAGGCACUUCAUUUUUCAUGCACACACAAAGAGCUAGAGUCAAUCAACACACACUACACACAGUAGUCUAUACUCUUAUACUUUGUCUUGUGAGUUUUGCUUUUUAACCAUUUACCACCAUGAAGGUUGAAGUGAUCUCUAGAGAUGCCAUUAAACCUUCUUCUCCCACCCCUGACCACCUUAGCAAGCUGCAGCUCUCUUUUUGUGAUCAAAUCGCCGCCCCGGUGUUCAUGCCCAUUGUUCUAUUCUACCCCUCUGACUCUGAAACCGGACACCGCCAUAUAAACAGAUCUCACCACCUCAAGCAGUCGUUAUCGGAGGCUUUAACCCGGUUCUACCCUCUUGCGGGGAGAGCCAAAGAUAACGCCUUCAUCCACUGCAACGACGAGGGUGUCCUCUACUUGGAGGCCAAAGUCAAGUGCCAACUUUCUGAUGUCAUUGAUCAACCAAACCCUAGUGACCUUAACAAGCUGCUUCCUUGUAAACUGGACAAUAUUGGAGAGCUAGUCCUGGCCAUUCAAGUGAACAUCUUCGAGUGUGGUGGGCUCGCUAUUGGUGUGUGCAUUUCACACAAGAUCGCGGACGCUUUGUCCAUGUUCAUGUUUGUCAAUGGCUGGGCUGGCACUGCUCGUGGGGAUAGUGAUAUGGUCACUCCCCAUUUCGGGUUGGCCAAGCUCUUCCCUCCAAGAGAAAUGUCUGGAUUCAAGGCUGGCAUUGGGAUCUUCAAGGAGGAGAUUGUGACAAAGAGGUUCAUUUUCAGUGCCUCCAAGAUUGCUUCUCUAAGAGCAAAAUACACAGACAACACAAGUGUAGAAAACUCCAGACGCCCUACUCGUAUUGAGGCCUUGUCAACCUUCAUAUGGAGCCGUUUUGUGGCCAGCACACAAACCAAAGAAGAGACCGAGAAGCUCAACACCGUGCUCCACGCGGUGAACCUACGCACGAGGAUGGACCCUCCUUUGCCAGAGUACUAUUUUGGCAACGUUAGCAGCUUCGCGAUCGCGGUGCCAUCCAUGGACUCCAAGGAAGAAUGUUACGGGGUUGUGAGCAGUGUGCGAGAUGCUAUCAAGAACAUCAAUGGUGAGUUCGUGAAGAAACUUCAAGAGGGUGAUGACUUCUUGAAUUUCAUAAAGAAUAGGGCUAAGUCGGUCAAAAAAGAGGAGGUGGUUUCGGUUAGCUUCACCAGUUUGUGCAGGUUUCCUCUCUAUGAAGCUGAUUUCGGGUGGGGAAAGCCUGUGUGGGUUGGGUCAGCUAGCUUGACAUUCAAGAAUUUGGUUGUGUUCAUGGACACCAAAUUGGGUGAUGGAAUUGAGGUAUGGGUCAACUUGAAGGAAGAGGACAUGCCUAAAUUUGAGAGUGACAAGGAAUUACUCAAAUAUGUUUCACCAAUUGCAGACGAUAAAAGUUCUGGUUUUCAGCUUCUGGUUUAGAUGACAACUAUACAUAUAAGUUGUGGUUUAAUUGUUCAGUUAAUUUUAUUUCAAGUUUUUUAUACUAAAUUCAAUUAAAAUGGUGUAAUAAUGAUCUAUUUGAUCUCUGCAAGUGUGUAUUUUAUCUGCUCUCUCUAGUAAGAAAUAUGUUUGGCCUUUUGGAAA
This is a messenger RNA of Cornus florida, 1746 nucleotides long. RefSeq names its product stemmadenine O-acetyltransferase-like. The transcript has a single exon. NCBI's taxonomy places the organism in Eukaryota, Viridiplantae, Streptophyta, Magnoliopsida, Cornales, Cornaceae. Bases 271 to 1581 code for a protein of 436 amino acids. The record is from RefSeq and is a predicted model, not a curated record.